This is a messenger RNA of Moneuplotes crassus, 952 nucleotides long. Lineage: Eukaryota; Ciliophora; Spirotrichea; Euplotida; Euplotidae. The record is from the annotation of a GenBank genome assembly.
AGUAUUUAAAAAUAAGUAUGGAAAACAAGAUCAGAAACAAAAGAUAUGAAGGUAGAGAUUAUAGCUCAAGAAGGACAGAUUUUGCCACUAUUGAUUAUAAUGACCUUGAAGAUAUCCAUAUUGAGGACCUAAAAAAAGAAGUUAAUAGAGCUAAUGCCAAGAAACAACGCAUUGAAGUAGAUCUUGAAAAACUCCAAACUCAGGAGACCCGCUUUCAAUCUUUAUUAAACAGAGCUGAAAAAUUCAGCGGUGGUAAGAGAAAAAGGGAAGAAUCUGAAGAAAAAGCUCCCUCAAAAAGAGCCAAAAUUAACGAAAAAGACGAACCAAAAGAGGCCUCCAACGAGCCCCCCAAAGAGACCCCCAAACCAAACAGCUUACAAGAAAAACUACGAAGACUUCAAGAAAAGAAGAGCGGUAAACCCCUCCCCCAGACACCAUCUAAAGACGAAAAGGAAGAGAGCAGCCCUGCAAAGACCCCUAAGACUCCCCUCGGUAAUGGAAGACCCUUUAACUUUGUCAAUGUACUACAGAAGGCUAAAUCAAACCUCAGUGCAGAAACAUCCAAGCUCAACCAGAGAGAGAAGGUCAAUGAGAAGAUUUUUAGGAAGAAGAUUGAUAAGAUAGUAGAGUCUAAAGAUGAACUGGAAAGAAAGAAGCUAGAGAACGAGAAGACUGUGAUUAUUCUUAAUCAUAAGUACCAAACACUUAAGAAGAUUAAGACUUGCCAGAUGAUGAAGAACCACCUAUCAACUAACUGAGAGCCGAAGAUAUUCUGGAAACCAGCCAAAGGAGAACUUGAAGGCCUUAUUACGAAGAACAGAGAGAAGUACGAACACCAGAUUAAGAUCAUUAAGGAUGAGUCCUUAAAGAAACUCAAGGAGAAGGUCGAUGAGCAAUCUGGGAAAUCUGAGGAUAAAAGUAUUAAAGAGGUUGAGUAAUUUCAAUUAUUGAG